AAGAGUCAGACACGACUGAGCGACUGAACUGAACUGAACUGAACUGAGUAGUGUGAUUGGGGUCUGCUGGUUAUCCAAGUCUAGUUUCUCAAAAACGCUUUUAUUUACCUGGUUAUUGUGAGGACUAACCACGUUCUUGGCUAGGUGCUCUGCAAAUUGUCCUAUUUCCAAAGGUAGCUUCAUCAACUUUCAAGUCCCUGCUCUCUCUGGGUCCCCCAACUCUGACUCCUCUUUCUCAGUCUUUCCCCCAAUCUCCUUCCUCUUAAAGUCUCCUAAAUUUGACGAGGGAGAGGAUUCUCUGGGCUUUGACCUUGGCCCUUCUCUCACUCACUACCACUCUGCCUUGGGACUCUCAGGAGCCCCACCCAGGACUGAUGGCUCCCAAUCUAUGCUCCAGCCCAGACCCUUUCCCCCAAUGCCAGACUCAUGAACCCAACUAGUAACUGAUAAAUUCUUCUUGGGUCUCCUGCAGGCCCCUCAAAUCCAACAUACCCCAAACUGAAUUCAUUAUCUUUCCGCCCAAACUUUUUCCUCUUCCGUUUCAUGCCUGCUCUUAAAGAAUCCCACUGGCUAGUCAUCAUUCUUUCUUCCCCCACCCACCUGAGAGCCAAAUGGUCACCAAGUCCUUUUUCUUUAGCUUUUCUCCCCUCCAUCACCACUGCCCUAGCUCGAGUCUCAUCAAUUGUUACCUGAAUCACUGCAUUCGCUUCUUAACUGAUCUAUCUCAUUCUAUCUCCACACUGCACAGAGUGAACCUUCUGAAGCACAGAUCUGAUGAUACUGCUGCUCAGCUCAAAAGCAUUCAGAGGCCCCCAGGUACUUUGGAAUGACACCCAAACUCCUGGGCACACUCUUCAGUAUCUGCAACCCUCCUGGAUCUGACUCUUGCCCACUUCCCCUGUCUCCUCUGUGCCCACUUCCUCCCUGUCGCCUCUGCUCUAGCUGGCAGUUCUCACACUGUCCCAUGUUCUUACAAAUCUCUGUGUGUCCUGCCAUAUUUAAAAUGGAUAACUUUCCAGCAGUGACAACCUCAUGAGAACAUGCCUCUCUCAAAGAGUCUUCUUCAUCCCUCUCCAGAAGAGGAGAAGAAACACAAGAAGAAGCGCCUGGUGCAGAGCCCCAAUUCCUAUUUCAUGGAUGUAAAAUGCCUUGGAUGCUAUAAAAUCACCACCGUCUUUAGCCAUGCACAAACAGUAGUAGUUUUGUGUGUUGGCUGCUCUACUGUCCUCUGCCAGCCUGCAGGAGGAAAAGCAAGGCUUACAGAAGGAUGCUCCUUCAGACGGAAGCAGCACUAAAAGUACCCUGUAUCAAGAUGAAUGGGAAACCAUCCCAAUAAACACGUUUUGGAUA
This is a messenger RNA of Bubalus bubalis (water buffalo), 1350 nucleotides long. RefSeq names its product 40S ribosomal protein S27. The record is from RefSeq and is a predicted model, not a curated record. The transcript has a single exon. NCBI's taxonomy places the organism in Eukaryota, Metazoa, Chordata, Mammalia, Artiodactyla, Bovidae. Bases 1041 to 1295 code for a protein of 84 amino acids. Gene Ontology annotation, cellular component: ribosome; cytosolic small ribosomal subunit. Gene Ontology annotation, molecular function: structural constituent of ribosome; RNA binding. Gene Ontology annotation, biological process: translation; ribosomal small subunit assembly.